This is a messenger RNA of Paramuricea clavata, 440 nucleotides long. NCBI's taxonomy places the organism in Eukaryota, Metazoa, Cnidaria, Anthozoa, Malacalcyonacea, Plexauridae. The record is from the annotation of a GenBank genome assembly.
AUGGCUUCAGAGACAGCCGAAAAUGAUGUGUUGAUGCUUGGGGAACGAGGAUUAAAUGGCCGGGUUUCUCGACUGGAGGAAAAUGGCGAUGGAAUUAGUCCGCCAGACAGGCCAAGACGGGAAACAAGACAGAACACGCGUUUAAACUCGGAAGAACUGGUCGCAGAGAAGUUAAUAAAAUUGAAGAAUUCAAGAAGCGGUCAUGUAGGACAUUUGACGUACUUGGCUAAUAAGAUAAGUGCACUUUUAACUGAUAACAGUAAUAUUAAAAUGGUAAAGGAACUAAGUGUAAUGUUUGACCGACAAUGGGAUCGCUUUGAACUCGUGCAUGACGAAAUAUUAGUCUAUGCUAGCCAAGACGAAUUGACUAAAGAAAAUGCCUUUCGUGUCUAUAACGAACAGUCGCAAAGGAAAUUAGACCUGUUCGACAAAAUCCUACA